UCAGUAGAUCUGAGAAUUCCGUAGCGCGCGUACUUACCUCCGGAUCCCCUCGCGAUCUCCGCAUUCCGAUUUAUAACCGCCUCACGAAGCGCAAGCGAGCGGCGAGAGAGAGAGAGAGACGCACGCGCGAUUCAUCUAUGCACAAUUAACUCUCUCUCUCUCUUUCUCUUUGCCCCUUUAUCCCAUCUUCUCCCCGUUUUCUCCUCCCCCCCCCUCUCUCUCUCCCAUCGUCCGUCGAUCGUUCUAUUUAUCUUGGACGCUCCGUCUCUCUCUCUCUUGCUCUUUCUCCUUCUCGCCUCCCUCUCCUUCCCACCCUUCCAUCGCUCCGCGUCGCCUUCUCGCGAUCUCGCGCGUUCACCAGUUGCGGGAUCGUUUUCUAAAAACGUAAUAGUCAACUGUGCGCCUUCCAAGAGAAGAGGAGACAAUCGGAGUCGACGAAAGCGAGAAGCUCAAGGAAAAAGGGAGACCCUCGGCGACUGGAAAGAGCCAGAGGCCAGUUUCACAUCGCUGGAGAGAAGAGGAGAAAUCAAAAAAAAUCCGGACGACUUUACGACUCUCUCGGAGGAGCGCGCGAUCCCUCUCCGCUUCCUCCUUUCUUCCCCCUCUCUUCCUUCCACUCACCGCACCACCAUCCCUUCCACUCGCUGCGCCGUCAUCCCUUCCACUCGCCACGCCGCCUCCCUCCCGCUUGCCGCGUCGCCUCCCCUCCCGCGCCUCGCGUUCCGGCUCUCUUCUUCGAACGCUCUUUCGUCAGUACGUCUCCGCCCGUCCGUGCCCGUGUGUUCUCCCGAAGAGAGAACGAUUCCGUCCGUUCGACACCGCGCCGCGCGCACCGUCGUGUGGCCCGCUCGCGCUCUCUCUCUCUCUUUCUCUCUCUCCCUUUCUCUUUCUCUUCGUUGUGAUUAAAGCGUGCCCGCGCGCGCCCAACACGCGCCAACAUUCGCCAUUGAAGCAACCGAGUACAAUUUGCGAUGUGUGAUAAUACUAACACGACGACGCAGAGUAUAGCGGACUACCUGUCACAGUUGUUGAAGGACCGGAAGCAGCUCGCUGCCUUCCCGAAUGUCUUCAUACACGUGGAGCGUCUGCUGGACGAGGAGAUCGCGAAGGUGCGGGCGAGUCUUUUUCAAAUCAGCGGAGUGAAGAAGGAGCCGCUCAUCUUGCCGGAACCCGAGGGCGACAUCACGACACUCACAGAAAAGGUUUAUGUCCCCGUCAAGGAACACCCAGACUUCAACUUUGUUGGGAGGAUUUUGGGGCCACGAGGCAUGACCGCAAAACAAUUGGAGCAGGAGACAGGAUGUAAAAUCAUGGUUCGCGGGAAAGGGUCGAUGAGGGACAAAAAGAAGGAGGAGCAAAAUCGGGGCAAGCCAAAUUGGGAACACCUGACGGACGAGUUGCACGUGCUACUCACUGUCGAGGACACCGAGAAUCGUGCCACCUUGAAGCUCGCUCGUGCCGUCGAGGAAGUCAAGAAGCUUCUCGUGCCCGUGCAGGCUGACGGCGAGGAUGAGCUAAAGAAGAGGCAGCUAAUGGAACUCGCCAUUAUCAAUGGGACUUACCGGGAUUCGAAUACAAAGGUUGCCGCCGCAGCAGCCUGCGACGAGGAAUGGCGGCGAGUGGCCGCCGCCGCGGCCGAGACGCAGCGCCUGCUGCCGGGCCUGGCGACGCCGAUGCGGACGCCGAGCGCUCCUCUGGGCGCGCCGUUGAUCCUCUCGCCGCGGAUAUCCGUGCCGACGACUGCCGCGUCCCUGCUGAACGGCUCCGGGCCGCCCGGCUCGCUCCUGUCGGCCGGCGAUCCCCACGGGCUCAUCUACACGCCAUACGCGGACUACGCCAACUAUGCCGCCCUGGCGUCGCCGUUACUCACCGAAUACGCCACUGCUGAUCAUUCUGGCGCAGCGGCGGCCGCUGCCAAGCAGCGUAGACACCUGGGUCAGAUCCGCGAGCACCCUUAUCAAAGGGCCGGCGCUCUCUCGUGAACACGCAGAGACAGCGCGAGUAUACAAAGAGAGAGAGAAAGUGAGAGAGAGCGAGCGAGAAAGAGAGAGAAAGAGAGAGAGAGAAAAAGCACUGUUCUCGCACCAACGCGGAAAGGCUUGGAGUGCUAACAAUGGAUAUCCACUCGCCCCGUGCUAACACCUGGACUCUGGAACAGCAUCCCGCGUUCGAUCGGUUCACCAACCAGCCGACCACCUUCGCCGUCCGUCCGCGUCACCAGCCCUGUUCGUCAAGCUUAUCCAUCAUCCUGUAUCCUCUUAAUGUUCAGAAAUGUAGUUUCUCUUUCGGCGAUUGGAAUCGUCGAUUGGAUUCCGAGCCAUUUCUCGUCAUCGUCGACGAACGCACGAUAUGCAGGGUGUAUCUUAAAAAUCUCCCACUAAGCAAAUAACGUUAUUCCUGAUUAAAAACCGAGUCGAAAAGUCCUGAAGCAUUUCUUUCCAUUUUAUAAUGCUUAAUAAUGCGGUAAUUAAUGAGUAAAGUCGCGCCAAUAAACAGACAAACUUCCUCGUUGUCAACGUAUGAAGCAAAAAAAUAAACUGUUUUGCGUUAAUUUUUAAACAAUUCAUCUCUUCAGAAAUCUUUUUAAUACUUAAAUCUUAAUUAUUUAAUGAAUCUUGGGAAAAAAAAAUGAUUCAGGACUCUUCGACUCGGUUUUUAAUCAGGAAUAACGCUAUUUACUUGGUGGGAGCUUUUUAAGAUACACCCUGUGUAAUAUAUAUAAUAUAUUCAUAUAAUAUAUAAUUCAUUUUGCAAAACAUUAGCGUUAUAAAGUGCACUUGCAUAAUAUAUUAGAUAUUCAAAUAUGUACAAUUGACAUAUUAUUUUUGGGCGAGUAAACGCGGGACUCGUUUAUUCCGGACACGAGUCAAGUACGCGCAAUUUCGGUGCAACAGUAGUAAUUAGCGGUAGUUUUUAUUACAAAGACAAUAUAUUUUGCCAGAUAUUUUAAUUUUUCCCUUCGAGGGAAGGGAAAUUAUAUUAUCGUAGCGUACGAUAUCUGGAGUAUUUUAUUUUCUCUCUCUUCUCGUGACGGCGAAAUGAAAUAUUUUCGCGCUUUCCCUAGUACUUACGACUCCUACGCUGGCAUACUUCGUCAUCGGAGAUGUGACAAUAUUAAUACAACUUAAACACGAUGAGAUAUAACACACCCGCGCGUUUUUUUUAGAAUUAAUCGCUAAGAAGGUGUUGCGCGGAAAAAAAGAAAACGCGUGAAUCAGCUCUAAAUGGAUUGGAAACUCCGCUGAAGAAAAUUGCAAAUGAUAUUCUGUGUCUUCCUCUUUUCUCGUGUGACGCAUCAUGUCAAAAAAAAAAACUCGAAAUUCUGUACAACUCUCUUAUAUAAAUGUGCCUUAUAUAUAUAUAAUAUUAACGUAGUGCGAUCAAGUAGAGUCAUGUUACUGAUUUUUUUUUAAAGCUUUGUUAAUAUCGUACGUUUAUUACGUAAUUUACGUAAUAGCAUUAGAAAUGUGCAAUCAAAAUUUACUUUCUCAAUACAUAUACAAAGGGAAAGAGAAUGAUAGGAUAAAGUUAGCCACAAAUAAAGUUUAAAGGUGAAUUUUUUUCUAUGAAUCUUUUUCGUGACAAACUGCGAAAAGGAUCCAUUAAGAUACCUGCAUCUAGAAUCGCGAAUAUCCCGAAGAGAAGGCUUUAAAGAUCCGUCAUCGGAUGCGGAUGUACGAGAGCUACAUGUAUAUAUUGUUUCAGCCAAAAGUAUUAAAGAAUCUAAUUUCUGCUAAUCGCGGAAAAUAUUUUAAAACGUCAAUUGUGCAAUACUUUGAUGACCAUAAGAACAAGACGUCCUCUUCGGGACGUUUUUCGAGUGUUGCCAAAAUUUUUAUGGAAUAAAAAUUACAAAUGUUUGAAGAAAAUGUUGCGAGAAUUUCUGAUUUUCGAAUCGCAGAAUCAUUGAAUACGAAUGUAUUUGCAUAUAUAUGUACACAUAUAUAUUUAUAUACAUAUAUAUAUAUGUGUAUAUAUGUACAGUGGGCGCCAAUAAUGCCUCAACAUAUGAAAUUUGUCGCAUUCGAGAUUAAUAAUCACUAGAUAUUGAUACUAUCGACGAAACAAAAACAAAUGAGAUAUCGAUUUGUCGUUACGUUGCAAAAUUAUUUACAAGAUAUUAUAAUCAUACGAAUAAACAAAUAUGUAUGUAAUCUCCACAGGUGCAAGAGUGUUUGCGUGAGAGAGUGAUUUACUUAAUAUCGACUUUAUCGUUGUGUAUUAGUUGCACCAUUUUUAGGUCUGCCAUAUUGUACAUGUAACGACUAAGAACGAUUUCUCAACAGAGUUGCACGCGUUUAUAAAUCCUAUGUAUAGUCAUCCAUGUGUCAAAUGUUAUACUCGUUCUUUCUCGACAGAUAUUUUUGAAUUUUUAUCCGAAGAGUCCCUUUUAGAUACCAAUAACUUGGUCCUCUGUGUAUAUAUAUAUAAAUGCUGAAAAAGCAUACAUACACACAUACAGCUACACAUUAAGAGUGAUCUGAAAUCUACUUAAGUU
Messenger RNA from Camponotus floridanus (Florida carpenter ant), 4498 nucleotides. RefSeq names its product protein held out wings (gene how). The record is from RefSeq and is a predicted model, not a curated record. Gene Ontology annotation, cellular component: nucleus. The transcript has 8 exons. Lineage: Eukaryota; Metazoa; Arthropoda; Insecta; Hymenoptera; Formicidae. Gene Ontology annotation, biological process: regulation of mRNA splicing, via spliceosome. Gene Ontology annotation, molecular function: mRNA binding. Bases 972 to 1982 code for a protein of 336 amino acids.